This is a messenger RNA of Sinocyclocheilus anshuiensis, 980 nucleotides long. Its product is annotated as C-X-C motif chemokine 11-like. The transcript has 4 exons. Gene Ontology annotation, biological process: immune response. Gene Ontology annotation, molecular function: chemokine activity. The coding region runs from base 122 to 460 and encodes 112 amino acids. Gene Ontology annotation, cellular component: extracellular region. The record is from RefSeq and is a predicted model, not a curated record. Lineage: Eukaryota; Metazoa; Chordata; Actinopteri; Cypriniformes; Cyprinidae.
UUACUCCUCACACUUUCACUACAGCUCCACUAGGACUUACUACUUUCUCUGAAAGCUCAGCAAACCACUGCAGCUGAUCUUUUUGUGUUUCUUACCUAUUUAUUACACUAGCAAAUUAGUUAUGGCAUUUUUACCCAGAGCCCUUCUUCUGCUGCUGCUUGCAGUAGUUUGUAUCCAACUGAGUGGAGUCCUAGCUGAUGGACCUGACAGGUGCUGGUGUUUGAAUAGUUUGAAGAAACGUGUCCCAAGAGAAGAAAUUGAAGAAUUCUCUAUUUUCCCCCGAAGAUCAAAGUGUGACAACGUUGAAAUCAUAUUGACACUAAAACCUGUGAAUAACUCCACUGAAGUCGUCCAGCGCUGCUUGAGUCCAGAAACAAAACAAGGAAUUAACCUGCAGGCUUGCUGGAACAAGAAGAACACCAACAACACUUCCCCAUUUAAGAUAUCCAACUGCUUCUAAAGUGCAGAAGAGCACGGGAGGACAGAAGGGGGGAUCUGGAAACUCUAGAAACCCUGUAAGUGGAAUGUCUGUCAUAUGACCCCGCACUGGCCAAUCAGAAUCCUGGGUUUUGAGUGUUGGCCUCAUGCAGCUGAUGGGAAAAUCACAGAAGACCUGAAAACACCCGGAGCACUGCCAGUAACCGCCGGACGCAGAUGUUGUCGGCAAAAGCAUUUGGAUUAGAAUUCACUUACUGUAUGACUGAAGCACUGAACGUAUCAUUACUCCAAACAGUAUUUAAAUGGUUUUAUAAUUUAACUUAUUUUAUAAUGUCAAAAGUUAAAAUGUGUUUGACUAUUUUUGUCUGACAAGGCCCUUUAAUGUCAUAUGUGAUGUGUUAGAACUGACUGAGUCACAUUACAAUGUUUCUUUGACAUUACAUUUUAUAACACAUGAAAUACAUUUUGAGGCUACCAAACAAAAUAUUUUCAUAAUGGAAGCUACUUUAUACAGUUUUGCAAUAAAAGCCAAUUUCAAGUUA